GAGUCACAGCUAGCUCACAGGGACUCACACACACGCGUGCCAGUGGAGUGGAGGAGAAGAUUACACACACACACACACACACACACACACACAUCCACACGCCUCACUUUAAAGCUGGAGUAUUAAAUGCGCUGGGCUCAUUACUUCAAGUGUAUGACCAGUGGAUGAUUGCUCCUCCGGUGUGUCUCAUGUAGGCUCUAGUUGUUUUGUUUUCGGGCUCAAGUGAGUUGGACUGAAGCAAGAUUCAGCCGAAUGGUGACUGGGGCUGCUUUUGUGUUCCAUUGAAGAAAGAAAGUCAUACAGGUUUGGAUCAACAAAAGGGUGCUGCAGGUCUCCAAGUGCUCCAUGACAUAAUGAGUAUUAGUGACUGAACAGGCAUCAGCCCUCAAGGUUUCCCACAGUGAUGCUUUUGACACUUUCAGUGCACCAAUCAUAGGAGAUCUGAGACUGAUCUGAGAUCUGUUAGCAUCACUCACCUUGAAGCCAUUCACCAUGAUUGACCUGAGCUACCUGACAGAAGAAGAGCAGGAGAUGAUUUUGGCAGUGCUGAAGAGAGAUGCAGAGCUGAAGAAGUUAGAAGAACAGAGGAUCAGGCAGCUUUGUAAGUCUGAGAAAGACAAGAGAAGGCUGAAGUACUUAACUGGAGAGUGGUUUUACGAGACAAAGUAUCACAGACACAGAGAAAAGAUCCAUAGCUCCGACAUCAUCAGAGCAUCCAUGAGACAAAGGAAACCUGUGACGAUAUUGGAGCUCUCUCAAAGAUGGGCAGAGAGACCCAGUUUUGUGAACAGUCAGAAGAAGGAUGUGUUCAUCCCUCCAGAGCUCUCAGGACUCAUUGAGGAGCCACCCACACCAUCACGGUAUGAGAGUUUUGAACAUCAGAUGCCAGAAGGCCAACAGGAAAUACAGAGACUUAAAAUCAAGCCUAGGAUGAAUCCAUUCAAUAUUAUGCAUUCGCAGAGGGACACAGACAGAAUUAUCAAUGGUGUGAAAGAGGCCGGCCAGACACCUGCUGAGGCAGAUUGUCAUGAGCUUUAUGCUCGGCCUCAGACCUCACAGGUGUCCAACUUCCACAGCUCUGCUGAAGUUAAAGGUAAGGCCAAUACGUUGUGCACAGAGAGCCAGACUCAUACAGUAACAGAGGAAGAGGGUCGCUCAAUUUCUAAGGUACUUGAGUGGUUUGGCCGAGGUUCUCAAGAUGCAAAGCAGAGUAAGCUGAAAGAAUUGCCAGCACAGAGUGAGAAGAACAAAGAGGAACCAGAGGAUCAUGGAACCUCAGACGUCAAAUCAGAAGAAUUGGCUUCUCCGGUUGUACAGACUUUGGCUGCCACCAAGCCAUCUCCAAAGCCACGUCGGGGGUUUUUUGCAUUGUUUUCAAGAGCAGAGAAAAAAGACAAGAGUCCUGCAUUUCUAGCAUCUGACAAAGAAAUAAUAAGUGAAGAUAAAAACAAAAUUUUGACUUUGGAAUGCGAAACACCUUUCACCAUGAGACCUGAAGCAGGUGUCAGUAUAUCUCUGCAGGACUGUGUUUCUGCAGUGAGCAAGACAACAGAAAUAAUACAGGUUACCUCAAAAACAGAGGUAAUGCAACAUGGCAAUGCAACAGCUAGACCUGUUUGUGAAGAUCUUCUUAAGAAAGAGAUGUUUGACCAAGGUGAGAUAUCACCAGGUAGACUGGCCAACCCGAAGUCCUUCUGGGAAAUGGGGAACAGAGGACCAAAGAGACUGAGCAUCAAAACUGGAGCUGAAAUACAAGAAAUUGAAACAUCUCUGCUUAAUGAAAAUGAUGAAAUUUUAGACAGAAGGAUUCCAGAUUCAGGCAUCAGCCCAUCAAAAUUAAAUGCCACUGAAUAUCCAGUUGAAGUAGAAUCUACAAUGCAUGAGUAUUCUUCGGUAUCACGCUAUGUUGUCGAUAUGUCUGCCAUAUCCUUAAAUGAAGAUGAAAAACCCUCUAAUUUGGACAGCAGUAAGGUGUCAGAAGGCUCAAGUAAUGAGUUACAAACACACAUGGUCAAAAGUGACGUCAGACUGGUGUCUCCCAGUUCACCACCAAGAAAUAACGCUCUUCAGAACGAGUUGCAGGAAGAGCCUCUCUCUGAGUCGCUGUCCAGGGAUAUAUCUGGCCUGAAUAAGGAAAUCUCUACUCUCAAAAUGUCUCUCAGUCAACAGGAUAAUAAAGGCUCAAUCGAUGAUCUCAAGUCAUUUUGGGAGAAAGAAAAAAGUGGCCUUCAAGUAAUUGUAGGUUUACAAACAUGUACACCUGAUAUUAAAGACUCAUUUACGCCGUUGUCUCCUAAACAUUCUUCCAUAGGGUCAACUAGUCCAGAUUUAACAAGUUCCCUAGACAAAAUGAGUUUGUCUUUAAACAAAGAGGUGGGUUUGAUUCUGCAAAAUGAGAAGAUGGAAAAAAGCGAGGGUCCAGCCAGAGUGCCAAUACAAGAUCAUCAUGAUAUCAGAGGUGACAGUGAGGAAGCCAGCCCUGUCAGAUCUGCUCUGGAGCAUGCCAGUGCCAGACCCCUAUCUGUUUCCAAGAGUCUAGAGGACCUGGCAUCCACACCUACACUGUCUGCAGUCGCUCCCAACACUAAAACAUAUUUCUUAGACCCUACGCAGGUGAAGAUGAUGAGUUUGUCUGUGCCUGCAUUUAUGCACCAACAGAAGGAUUGGAGAAACAGUGACUGUGCAUCAGAGAGAAGCUAUGACACACUGAGAACAUGCAACACUCCCUCUAACUUUAGCAUGUGUUCUGAAGUGGCCUCCAUGUCCUCUGUCACUGGCAGUGUAAUGAGUAUCUACAGUAGUGAGUUUGGCAACGUGGUGGUCAAAGGCAGAAUCCAGUUCGCCAUUCACUAUUUGCAAAAUCUGGGAGAGUUCCACAUCUUCGUAGUGCAGUGCAAAGACCUUGCCGUGGCAGAUCCUAAAAGGAACCGGUCUGACCCGUAUGUUAAAUGUUACCUGCUACCUGACAAAGCAAAAUAUGGAAAGAGAAAAACAUGUGUGAGAAAGAAGACUCUGGAUCCAACUUACAAUGAAAUCUUGCGGUUUAAGAUUCCAAUGGAGACUCUGAAAACCCAGAAGCUGAACCUGUCUGUGUGGCACAAUGACACAUUUGGCCAUAACAGCUUUCUUGGAGAGGUAGAGAUCGAUCUGGUGGAAUGGGACUUUAAUAACACACAAAUGAAUGAAUAUCAGCUGCAAGGAAGGGUUCAGGUUCCCUCCAGUCCUAAACAUUCUGCUGAUGGUGAAGCGAUAAGAGCAGAGAUAAGAGUUGCUCUACGUUUUCUUCUUCAGACUUCUCACAGUCAUAAGAACAAGGCAAAUGGUGAGGUACAAAUCUGGGUGAAAGAGUGCAAGAAUCUACCCGUUUCCAGAGGUGUUGCCAUUGACCCUUUUGUCAAAUGCGCAGUCCUCCCAGAUAACAGCCGGAAAAGCAGACAGAAGACCAGAGUACUGAAGAGGGUUUCUAACCCGGUGUUUAACCACACCAUGGUGUAUGAUGGCUUCAGGCCAGAGGACCUCAAAGAGGCCUGUGUGGAGCUCACCGUGUGGGAUCAUGACCGACUUAACAACCACUUCAUUGGGGGUGCUAGGCUUGGUCUUGGAACAGGUAAAAGUUACGGUGCUGAUGUGGAGUGGAUGGAUUCUAACAGUGCUGAAGCAGCCCUGUGGGACAGAAUGAUGCAAUCUCAGAAUGAAUGGGUGGAAGACAUAUUACCUUUGAGAAUGCUGGUCAUGGCAAGAAUGUCUAGAUAGAAAUGGUGAAGUAUGGCAACACAACAAAAUGAACAUGAACCGAAGAAUAUGCAAGACGAAUGAACUGGAUCACUUACUUGUGUUGUGAUUAUAUAAUAUUUAACAUAUUAAGUAACUGAAUGGGUUCUUGAAAUUUUGGAUAAGGAAAACAAAGAAAACAUAAAAAAUAUAGUAUGCCUAUGUUGUAAAGGAUGUGGGUUUCAUGUGUUCCAUAAAACUACAUAAAAUCUGUUAAUAUUAAAAAAAGAGAAAAGUAAUAAUUUGAUUAUCAAUUAAUUACCUUAAAGGAUUAUCCUACACUGUGUAAAAUGAACUAUAAUUUGAAUAAAUUUUAACCUGUC
Molecule: messenger RNA, 4094 nt
Organism: Myxocyprinus asiaticus (Chinese sucker)
Lineage: Eukaryota; Metazoa; Chordata; Actinopteri; Cypriniformes; Catostomidae
Product: synaptotagmin-like protein 2
Exons: 18
Coding region: 493-3753 (1086 amino acids)
Biological process (GO): exocytosis; intracellular protein transport
Cellular component (GO): plasma membrane; exocytic vesicle
Molecular function (GO): neurexin family protein binding; small GTPase binding
Source: RefSeq, a predicted model, not a curated record